AUGGCUACCCUGCCCCUCCCGGAGGACCCAAGGACUACUUUUCCGUGUGAAGGGUUCGCCAUUAUAAUAGAUUGAGAGAGAUUUUGCUUUCAUCCGGGUCUUGUGAUUCACCACGGGGGAUUAAAGUAGUGUGGCUGGGGUUUCUUGAGCUGUGUGCGCUUGUUGCUAGGAUGCGCAGCACUGGCGACCGCCGUGAUUACAGAAAAUAAGCUCAUGUAUCCUAGUGUGGUGUGAAUGAGAGUGACUCAGCUGGACCACAACCAUUUGUCAGUUUCUGACACAAGAACAGGAAGAUGGGAAACAGUGCCUUAAAAGCGCAUUUGGAGACAGCCCAGAAAACAGGAGUAUUCCAACUAACUGGAAAAGGCCUUUCUGAGUUUCCUGAGGAUCUACAGAAGCUUGCAAGUAAUCUCAGAACGAUAGAUUUGUCCAACAAUAAGAUCGAGACUCUGCCACCGCUAGUGGGAAAAUUCUCUGUGUUGAAAAGCCUUGCUUUAAAUCACAACAAACUGACUGAGCUACCUGAAGAGUUGUGCAAGCUGAAAAAACUAGAGAUAUUGCAUCUGAAUAAUAACCAACUGACACAGCUACCUGCUGCCUUUGGACAACUUGCAGCACUAAAGACCCUGAGCCUUUCUGGAAACAAGUUCCGAACUGUACCUGCCCAGCUCUGUAAUCUUCGUCACCUAGAUGUGGUUGAUCUCUCCAGAAAUCAGAUCCAGAGUGUGCCAGACACAGUUGGAGAACUGCAGGCCAUUGAACUGAACUUGAAUCAGAACCAGAUUUCACAGAUCUCCUCACAGAUCUCUCACUGCCCACGCCUCAAGGUCCUGCGUUUGGAAGAGAACUGUUUAGAACUAAGUGUGCUUCCUCAGAGUAUCCUCAGCGAUUCUCAGAUCUCUCUGCUUGCUGUAGAGGGUAAUCUUUUUGAGAUCAAGAAACUCCGAGAACUAGAGGGAUAUGACAAGUAUAUGGAACGAUUCACAGCCACAAAGAAAAAAUUUGCCUGAUGGAUUACUAUUGUUUAUCUCAUGAAGGAAAAGGCAACAAGAGAUGAGAUACAUGGAUCCUAUGUGCUGCUAGCUUUUGGGAGAAGGAAGUGCACGGUUUUGAUAAAGGGCAAGAGAACAGUGACUCACUGACUUUGAAAGGGUCUGCUAUGUUGCCAUUAACACCACAAAGUGACUCCAGCAAUUGGUGAAACAACCUGGAUAUAACAUUUAGCACCUUUAUAGCUAACAGAGCAUUUCUGCUUAUGUGAUUUUUGAACUUCAGGGAUUGUUAUGUUUGAGAAGAAAAAUCUUCUAAAAUUUACUUGAGCUGCAAUAGUUUUAUUACAGCUUUUGGCAGCCUCAUAAUGAAGUUGAGCGUAUGGAGAUAAUGGGUUAUCUCUGAGAAGUAUACUGAGUUUUUUGGGUUUUUUACAUGAUGCAAAGUCAUUCCUUUGCUUUAAAUGUUUUAUUACGUAUAAGGCUGACAAUGUAUUUUUAAAAUCAUGUACAUUUUGAAGCACAAAUAGUUUGAGCUAAUAUUAGCUUAUUGUGUCAAAUAUUCAAAAAAAUGGUUGUCCUAGCUUCAUGUCACAACCACAUCCUAUGAAUGGCUAGUCUUCCAUUUGAUGAUGAAAUGCCCUACCGUUACCUGAGCAUGCUAAAUGAAAUAAGUGACAGAUUUUAAUGUCUCUACUGAGUGCAUUUUGGGUUGUGUGUGGGGACAUUGACACCUUUGCACUGAAUGUUCAUGGCAGUAGCAAGCUUAACAGUUUAAUCAGGCUGAUCACCUUAUUGCUGCCUUAUGCAAAGCACCCAGGAGGACCUAAAAUAUGCAACUUCUCUGAAUAACUUGUAUAUUUUUUACUAAAGAAAACUUACAUCCACAACUGUCUUAAGCUUUUUGGCACCUUUUGACAAACUUCAGUUAAUGUAUAAAUUAUUCACAUCAUGUAAUCUGAAUGAUAUAAAAAUAAACAUAUGCACAGCUUGAAGUGUUCCUGUAAAA
Molecule: messenger RNA, 1998 nt
Organism: Elgaria multicarinata webbii
Lineage: Eukaryota; Metazoa; Chordata; Lepidosauria; Squamata; Anguidae
Gene: LRRC57
Product: leucine rich repeat containing 57
Exons: 6
Coding region: 294-1010 (238 amino acids)
Molecular function (GO): protein binding
Source: RefSeq, a predicted model, not a curated record